AUGGGCGAUAUGAAUCACUUUGACCACUUUAAAAGUUUCAUUGGAGGUAAUGUGGUUGCCCUUGGAGCUGGAACACCUUAUCUUUAUUCAUUUUAUGCUCCUCAGCUACUGAGCAAAUGUCGCAUUCCCGUGUCUGCCUCAGGUAAGCUCUCCUUCUCUCUGACAAUAGGAAGCUCAUUAAUGGGCAUUUUAGCAGGAAUAGUUGUUGAUCGAAGCCCUAAACUAUCCUGUCUAAUUGGAUCUGUAUGUGUUUUCAUUGCGUAUUGGAUUUUGAAUUUGUGCUAUAAGCACGAAUGGUCUAGCACUUUUCUCAUAUCAUUCAGCUUAAUAUUGAUUGGUUAUGGUUCUGUUUCAGGAUUUUAUGCUUCUGUGAAAUGUGCAAAUACAAAUUUUCCUCAACAUAGAGGCACUGCUGGGGCGUUUCCUGUAUCACUGUAUGGUUUGUCAGGCAUGGUGUUUUCGUAUCUCUGUUCAAAGUUAUUCGGUGAAGACAUUGAACACGUAUUUGUGUUUUUAAUGGCUACUUGUGGAAGUAUGAUUUUAGUUGGCUAUUUCUCGCUAGAUAUAGUUUCUGAUAAUGAAGGUGAUGACGCUAGCAUUAAAGAGUGGGAACUUCAAAAAAGCAGGGAAGCAGAUGAUAUCAUAGUACCGUUAUAUGAUGAUAGUAGUGACUAUAUAGGCCCACUUGUACGUUCGUCAUCACCUGCCACCUAUGAAAAUUACGCAUUGUCAAACAAUUUUCAAGAAACCUCAGAUUUCUUUGGGCUUGGCGAUAGACAGUUAUCAAAUCGACCAUUGUUAUCACCUUCCUGCCCACGCGUUAAGUACAAUUUCGAAGGUGAGGUCACUAUUGAAAGCGCAAUGGAAGUAAAUAGUACACAGAAAAGUAUGAGAUCCCAUGUACUUCAAAGUUUGAAGUCCCCAACCUUCAUCUGUUAUUACGUGGUACUAGGCCUACUUCAAGGCGUCGGUUUAAUGUACAUAUACUCUGUGGGAUUUAUGAUACAAGCACAGGUGUCUUCUCCACCUUUAGAUCAGUUACCAAUCAAUGCGGAAAAGAUCCAAUCAUUACAAGUAACUCUUCUGUCCCUUCUUUCAUUUUGCGGUAGAUUAUCAUCCGGGCCUAUAUCCGAUUAUUUAGUCAAAAAAUUCAAAGCUCAAAGGCUAUGGAAUAUUGUGAUAGCGUCUCUACUAAUAUUUCUAGCCUCAAGUAAAAUAACCAAAGACUUCAGCAAUAUCGAAGAUCAUUCCUUAAGAGCUUCUAAGUCAUUCAAGAAUAUUUCUGUAUGUUCCGCUAUUUUCGGUUAUUCUUUUGGCGUUUUAUUUGGUACUUUUCCCUCAAUAGUAGCAGAUAAAUUUGGUACAAACGGGUAUAGCACGUUAUGGGGCGUUUUAACAACUGGCGGUCUAUUUUCAGUAAGUAUUUUUACUGGUAUAUUAGGUAGGGAUUUUAAAGCAAACACAGUUGAUGAUGAUAAAAGCUGUAAAAGAGGAGUUCUUUGCUACAGCUAUACUUUUACGGUUACAAAGUAUUGUGCUACUUUUACUGCCUUAUUCGUUUUUGUGAUAAUUGGUUAUACAUGCUAUCGAAGGAUGACAACUGUGAAUUCCAUGUAG
Messenger RNA from Saccharomyces mikatae IFO 1815, 1617 nucleotides. RefSeq lists its product as uncharacterized. The record is from RefSeq and is a predicted model, not a curated record. The transcript has a single exon. The coding region runs from base 1 to 1617 and encodes 538 amino acids. NCBI's taxonomy places the organism in Eukaryota, Fungi, Ascomycota, Saccharomycetes, Saccharomycetales, Saccharomycetaceae. Gene Ontology annotation, cellular component: membrane.